AUGGCGACUGACGACAGAGAUGUGUCUGUCCUGGAGAACCUCCUUCCAGAAGAACCAGAUCAAAACGACGAGAAAGUAGGCCACAACACUCAAAUCUCCAGUCUUGCCUUGUCGCCGUCGUCGUCGCCGUUGCGUCUGAGGUCGUUUCUCCCGUCCGCAUAUCUCCUCAAAUGUCUUCUCUUCAUCACAAUCGCAUCGGUCGUCUUGCUCGUUGUUGCGAUUCCGCGAGAAUGUCAAGCAAAAGCGCCAGUCGGCUGGAUAGACAUUGCCCCAGACUCUGACGCCACGAUAUUCGACAGUUGA
This is a messenger RNA of Xylona heveae TC161, 303 nucleotides long. RefSeq lists its product as hypothetical. The coding region runs from base 1 to 303 and encodes 100 amino acids. The record is from RefSeq and is a predicted model, not a curated record. Lineage: Eukaryota; Fungi; Ascomycota; Xylonomycetes; Xylonales; Xylonaceae. The transcript has a single exon.